Messenger RNA from Cutaneotrichosporon oleaginosum, 2075 nucleotides. RefSeq lists its product as uncharacterized. The record is from RefSeq and is a predicted model, not a curated record. NCBI's taxonomy places the organism in Eukaryota, Fungi, Basidiomycota, Tremellomycetes, Trichosporonales, Trichosporonaceae. Gene Ontology annotation, molecular function: acyl-CoA dehydrogenase activity.
GCCAUAUGCCAUGAAGCUGCAGUGAGGGCGACUUCUGUUUCAUCCAUUCCACCAUGUCCGAGCGUCUUGUCGCCGCCACUUCGACAACGGGGUUCUUCCAAGAACAUCCCGUCGUGCAAAAUCAGUAUGAGGAGGACGCCUCCCUACGCCGCGCCUCCGCCCUCUUCCUUCCACAGACCGUUCUCGACGAACUCGCGCCAGAUCUCAAGGCCUGGGGCGACCGUGUGCUCGCCCGAGACGUGUGGGCUCACGUCGUCAACGCCGAGCGCGACCUACCCCACCUCUCCGGCUCGGGGUUCAGCGCCUUCGGCCAGCCGGUCGGUGAUGCCCUUGUCACCUCCGCUGGGUGGCAGGCAUUACAGGAUAUUGGUAUCGCCGAAGGGCGCAUUGUUGCGACUGGCAAUGAGACGAAGUAUGGCAAGGCCGCAAGGCUCGUCCAGCUCUCCCGCUUGCAUUUGUGGAGCGGGUCCAGCGCCGUCGUCACUUGCCCCAGUGCGAUGCAGGACGGCGCCAUCAGCAUCCUCCGCCGCGACUUGGCAAGCGGAUACGUGUCUCCCGCAUAUGACAGCGAAGCGCUCCGCACCGCGCGCACCAAGGUGUUCAAACGCGCACUCGAGCGCAUGCUCUCCACCGACCCUAAGGUGACGUGGACGUCGGGGCAGUGGAUGACGGAGCGCGCCGGCGGCUCCGACGUCCAGGGCACGCAGACCGUUGCUGCUCGUGUUUCUGGUGGAGAGGGGGAAACAGACGUCGAUGGCCUGCCGCUAGGCCCAUGGACCGUGAACGGUUUCAAGUGGUUCUCAUCCGCCACCGACUGCGGGUGCGUCAUGCUUCUCGCGCAGACCGAGCGCGGCCUCUCCUGCUUCUUUGCCCCCACACGCAAGCUGGUUGGCGGCAAGCCCGAGAUGAACGGGAUUCGCAUCCAGCGCCUGAAGAACAAGCUCGGCACAAAGGCGUUGCCCACCGCCGAGCUUGAGCUGCGCGACAUGCGGGCAUGGCUCGUCGGCGAGGAGGGGCGCGGCGUGCCUGUCAUCUCAACGAUUCUCAACGUCACCCGAUAUUACAACAUUGUCGGCUCUGUGGCGGGUGUUGGCCGCGGUCUCGGCGUCGUCAAGGCGUUUGCGCGCGUCCGACGCUUCCCGAAGCAGGGCAAGGACACGACCCUCUCCAAGAUUCCCAUGUUCAACAAGACGAUUGCGGCCAUCACACUACAGUAUCGCGCGGACGUCCUGCUUUCGCAUCUCACGGCUGCGCUCCUCGGCUCCGUUGACGUCGGCCACGGCGGAGGACCUCUCACGCCCGCCAGCGCGGAGGAGGCCCAGCUUCUUUUGCACAUCAUCACGCCGGUCGCCAAGGCCUACACGGCCAAGCAUGUCGUCUGGGGUCUCCAGGAAUGCAUGGAGAGCCUCGGCGGCGUGGGAUAUAUGGAGAACGUAGAAAACCCCGAGCUCAACCUCGCGCGCGCGGUGCGCGACUCCAACGUCAACCCGAUCUGGGAGGGCACGACCAACGUACUCUCCUCACACCUCGUGAGAGCGAUCAAGGGGCGUGCGGGCGGCGCGAUGGUGCGUGCGGUCGACGCAUGGCUCAAGGAUUCGCUCCCAUCAGGCGAGGAGCGCGAGGUGGUCUUGGGCGCGUGGACGCGCCUGCGCGCCGAGUUCGCCAAAAGCGAGGACGAGCUUCUCGCCGGCGGGCGCCGCAUCCUGUGGCGCCACGGCGACAUCUUCUGCGCGACCCUCCUUCUUGCCGACGCGGCGCGGGACAGCGACGCCGUGGCUGUCGAGUGUGCGCGCCGCUUCCUGCAUGACAAGAAGGCGACGUUCGGGCUGGACGCACCAGAAGGCGACUGGAAGGAGGUGGCUGCGUGGGACGAGCGCAUCGUGUACUCCUCAAGCAGUCACGCGCCUCGAGAUCACGCACCUGUCGAGUCAGUGCCGGGCACCGGUGCCGAACGAGGAAUCAUCGCCGAGCUCCAACGCCUCCUCCUCGACUUCGAGCUGGAGUGGGGCGCCGACGGGGCAGAGUCAUCAGACGCGACAUGCUGGGGCGACAGACGGAAUUCCACGACGUUGUAA